AUGCCUAAAUGCGACUACUGCGAUGUCUACCUCACGCACGACUCCAUGAGCGUGCGCCGAGCACACAACAGCGGCCGAAACCAUCUGCGCAAUGUAGUCGACUACUACCAACAAAUCGGCCACGAGAAGGCCCAGUCCGUCAUCGACUCCAUCACCUCCUCCUACGCCGCCGAGGGACAGGCCCACGCCAACCCAAUGCUCCCGCACAACCAGCCCGGGCACAACUUCCCACCGUUCCCCUUCCCGGGAGGUGCACCACCUCCAUUCCCCGGCAUGCCAGGCGCUCCUCCAGGCCAACUGCCCCAGGGUCUUCCUCCUCCUCCCGGCGGCCGCGGCGGUCCCAUGCCCCCCUUCCCUCCCGGUCCCAACAACAUGCCUCCCAUCCCUCCUGGCGGCCUGCCUUUCCCUCCGGGCCAGUUCCCCCCCUUCCCGCCACCAGGACAGGUAGGCCAGGGCGGUGUGCCCCCUCCCUUCCCAGGGCUGCCGGGCAUGCCACCUCCCGGCGCGCCUGGUUUCCCGCCUGGAGGCAUCCCCCCGCCUGGCUUCCCUCAUGGGAACGCGCCUAGUCAUCAUGACCGGCGAUGA
Messenger RNA from Clonostachys rhizophaga, 585 nucleotides. Lineage: Eukaryota; Fungi; Ascomycota; Sordariomycetes; Hypocreales; Bionectriaceae. The record is from the annotation of a GenBank genome assembly.